Molecule: messenger RNA, 1134 nt
Organism: Malassezia sympodialis ATCC 42132
Lineage: Eukaryota; Fungi; Basidiomycota; Malasseziomycetes; Malasseziales; Malasseziaceae
Biological process (GO): regulation of transcription by RNA polymerase II
Molecular function (GO): DNA-binding transcription factor activity, RNA polymerase II-specific; RNA polymerase II cis-regulatory region sequence-specific DNA binding; protein dimerization activity
Source: RefSeq, a predicted model, not a curated record
AUGGACCAGUACGAUGUUCUUUCACAUCCGCAAGGCCAGUCGCUUCUCCCCUAUUUCAUCUCUUCCCAGCCAAGGAGUGAUCCGCAUGCAACGCCUGCUGCGAGCAGCUCGUCGGCAUCGGAGGCACAGCGGAGACGUUCGAGUUUCGAUUGGACGCAUCCUAUCAUGUCCAACAGGCCUUAUGCGGGUGGCAUGCAGUCCUCGGGCCCCUAUGGGAAGGAUCCACUUUGGAGAUCACAGCAAAUGACCUAUCUGCACUCAUUACAGCAGCACCGCUACCGAGGGCUGUCGAGGAGCGACCCUUAUGGGGCCGUACGUAUGACGCCGGAUGAGCAGGGCAACCCCCGCCAUUUUCAUUGGUAUCGCAGAGAGUAUUUACCCUCUUCCCCCCUGUCUUCAUCGCGCAGCGCACAUGACUACUAUCGAAGAAUGUCAUACGAGUACCCAGUGCGUGUCCUGUACGAGUCGCCGUUGCCCUCCUUGCAACGACACUCCUCGCCGGCGCCGGCUGCGCCACAGCCUCCGAGAAAGGAGGCCAUGCAAGGAGCCGAGGUGGCGAAGCUCCAACGGGAGGAUUUGAGUCCGCUCCAGCUUCCCGAGAUCGACGGGCACCUCGUGGACCAGUACAUACCGACGGAUAUGCAUUGGCUCUUUGAGCCUAUCAACACCAAACAUCAGCCGCAUCUGGACAAAUUGCGCGAGCGAAAGAGGAAGCUGGAAGAAGCAUGGACGACGGGUGACAUGAGCCUAUCGGAGGACGCAACGUUGAUCAUGCCGGAAGCCAAGUGCAAGCGCAAGGGGUCGAACCAAGGACUACUUUCUGAGGCAGAGAAAAAGGCCAACCACAUUGCUUCAGAACAGAAGCGGCGUGCUAAUAUCCGCAAAGGCUAUGAUAUGCUAUGCAGUAUGGUGCCUGGACUCGAGAAAAACUCCAUGGAAUCGACGCAAAAGAAGCAUCUUUUCGGCGAUGAAGAUACGGGCGACCAACGGGGCAGCAGCUUCAGUGAGAUUUCCAUUCUGGAAGAGGUACUGGAACACCUGACCCAACGCCUGAAAGAACACCACAUGCUAUUGCUGCGAAAGCACGAGGCACAGCAGCGAGUCCUCUCACAGCGAAGACGGAUGCUGGUCUAG